This is a messenger RNA of Hyposmocoma kahamanoa, 543 nucleotides long. RefSeq names its product larval/pupal cuticle protein H1C-like. The coding region runs from base 42 to 410 and encodes 122 amino acids. The transcript is spliced from 3 exons. NCBI's taxonomy places the organism in Eukaryota, Metazoa, Arthropoda, Insecta, Lepidoptera, Cosmopterigidae. The record is from RefSeq and is a predicted model, not a curated record.
UUGGCCAUACUACAUUCUUACGCGUGUGGUGACAGAUCAAUAUGCGAUUCCUUGUUGUAUUAGCAAUCGUCUCCCUUGCGGUGGCCAAGCCCGCCCCUGGCAUAGUAUCACCAUGGGGAGCGCCUGCCUACUCCUCCGUGGGAGUAUACCAUCAGCCGGCAGUCGCCGUGGCCCAGCCCGUGGUGCAUGCGGCACCCGUGGCCGUCGCCAGACCGAUCGCCGCCGCUACUAGCUAUGCCUCGUUCCAACAGGUCGUCAAUCCAGUGCAUGUAGCCCAACCAGUGGUCCAAGCAGUAGCACAUGCGCCAGUGGUCCACGCAGCCCCAGUGGUCCAACAAGUUUACCAUUCUUCCCCAGUGGUACAGACAUACGCGCAGCCUGUGGUCUCAGCCUACGGUCAUGGGUGGUAAACAGUAUACCCGACAACAUGACACUUGAAUUCAACGAUGUUAUUAUGAUUAAAGGUUUUAAGUUAAGUUGGUAGAAAGUACAGUGAGCAGUUAGGUCAAGUCCGUUUUGUCACCGGUUAUAAUAAAUUAUUUA